AUGACCAACCCCGGCGCCGCCGCAAGGGACAAAUUCUACGAGGACCUGCACGCCCUCUUGACGACUGUGUCGAAGGCAGACAAGCUGAUUGUCCUUGGCGACUUCAACGCCCGCGUCGGCACAGACCACACUGCCUGGAGAGGAGUGCUGGGUCCCCACGGUCACCGCGGCUCAAACGACAAUGGUCUGCUGCUGCUCCGCACCUGCGCAGAACACCGCCUCAUCCUGACGAACACCUUCUUCUGUCUGCCGGAGCGAGAGAAGGCCACCUGGAGGCAUCCUCGGUCACGUCAGUGGCACCUGCUGGACUAUGUCCUCGUCUGGAGGCGAGAUCAGCGGGACGUGCUGGUGACGAAGGCGAUCGCGGGUGCUGACGGGUGGACCGACCAUUGCCUCGUCAUCUCGAAGAUGCGUAUUUGCCUACAGCCUCGCAGGAGACCACAAGGUAAGCGACCCCCAGGUAAGCUCAAUGUUGUCUUGUUGUCUUUGCCCGCUCACCGUCUUCAUUUCAGCAAUGAGCUAGUUCAACGGCUAGACAACCUUCCAAUCGCUGCCGCCUCCGACGCCGCCGCUGCCGAGAACACCUCCGUGGAGAACCGCUGGUGUCAACUGCGAGACACGGUCCAGUCGACGGCGCUCGCCGUCCUCGGUCGCGCUCCCGGCCAACACCAGGACUGGUUCGACGACAACGACAUCGCCAUCAGAAAUCUGCUUGCUGAGAAGAACCGCCUACACAAAGCCUACGUAGAUCACCCCACUGAAGACAACAAAGCUGCCUUCUACCGCAUUCGCCGCCAACUGCAGCAACGUCUGCGCGAGAUGCAGGACGCCUGGACUGCUCGCAAAGCUGAGGAGAUCCAAGGCUACGCGGACCGCAACGAAUGGAAGAAAUUAUUCUCUACGAUCAAAGCUGUCUACGGUCCGCCGACGAAGGGCACUGCUCCUCUCCUCAGCGCCGACGGCAGUACUCUCCUGACGGAGAAGACGCAAAUACUACAGCGAUGGGCCGAGCAUUUACGAGGCGUCCUCCACCGCCCCUCCGUCAUCUCAGACGCCGCCAUCGCCCGUUUGCCGCAAGUGGAGACCAACGUGGACCUCGACCUCCCGCCAUCUCUCCAGGAAACCAUCAGGGCCGUGCAACAGCUCUCCAGCGGGAAAGCACCCGGCUCAGACGCAAUCCCUGUUGAGGUCUACAAACACGGCGGUCCGCAAAUGAUGGAUCACCUGACUGCGCUCUUCCAGGAGAUGUGGCGUCAAGGCGAAGUCCCACAGGAUUUCAAAUACGUAACAAUCGUGCAUCUACACAAACGGAAAGGAAACCGCCAGCUCUGCAACAAUCACCGCGGAAUCUCCUUGCUGCACAUCGCCGGGAAGAUCUUCGCACGAAUCCUCCUCAACCGCCUCAAUAACCAUCUCGAACAGGGCCUUCUGCCGGAAAGCCAGUGCGGCUUCCACCGUCAUCGUAGGACCACGGACAUGACCUUCACCGCCCAUCAACUUCAGGAGAAGUUUCAGGAGAUGCGGACCCACCUGUACUCUACCUUCGUGGACCUGACGAAAGCCUUUAACACGAUGAAUCGUGAAGGACUGUGGAAGAUCAUGCAGAAAUUCGGCUGUCCGGAGCGAUCCACUCAGAUGGUACGUCAGCUGCACGACGGUAUGAUGGCGCGAGUCACGGACAACGGAGCUGUCUCCGAGGCAUUCGCAGUGACCAAUGGAGUGAAGCAGGGAUGCGUGCUAGCGCCCACCCUCUUCAGUCUUAUGUUCUCUUCUAUGCUGAUAGACGCCUACCGCUACGAACGCCCUGGAAUCCGAAUCGCCUACAGGACGGACGGUUACCUCCUGAAUCAACGACGGAUGCACUUCCAGUCGCGCGUAUCCACAACCGCCGUUCACGAACUUCUCUUCGGCGACGACUGCGCCCUGAACACCACCUCAGAAGAGGAGAUGCAACGGAGCAUGGACCUAUUCUCUGCCGCCUGCGAGAACUUCGGUCUGGUCAUCAACACGCAGAAGACGGUGGUGAUGCACCAACCGCCACCCCAAUCAGCCACACCCCCAACGCGCCGCAAAUCAACGUGA
Spirometra erinaceieuropaei is the source of this 2082-nucleotide messenger RNA. Lineage: Eukaryota; Metazoa; Platyhelminthes; Cestoda; Diphyllobothriidea; Diphyllobothriidae. The record is from the annotation of a GenBank genome assembly.